Messenger RNA from Anopheles maculipalpis, 2436 nucleotides. RefSeq lists its product as uncharacterized. Lineage: Eukaryota; Metazoa; Arthropoda; Insecta; Diptera; Culicidae. Gene Ontology annotation, molecular function: protein binding. The record is from RefSeq and is a predicted model, not a curated record. The coding region runs from base 10 to 2436 and encodes 808 amino acids. The transcript is spliced from 6 exons.
AUAGGCACGAUGGCGUUGAUCGCGGACGGUUUGAUGCUGGGCGACACCUGCCAGCACGACAUGGACUGCUCGGACAGCGUUAAGGGCAGCUACUGCACCCUGGAGGGCAUUUGCGAGUGCAGUCCGUUCUACGUGCGGCUCAACGAGUCUUCCUGUCUUCCAUCUCAACUGCUCGAGAGCGAGUGUAGUCUGUCGGAGCAGUGUUCGAUGCGUGUGGCAAACAGCAGCUGCAUCGGUGGCCGAUGCCAGUGCGAUGGAGGCUUCCUGCAAUUCCGCAAACAUACCUGUCUCUCGCCCGCCCAGCCGGGAACGGUUUGCUACAGUCACGCACAUUGCCGGAUGUGGGACAAGGAAAGUCACUGUGACUUCCUAAUCCCGAACCUGUUCGGCCGCUGCCAGUGCACAUCGCCGGCACGCCAAAAUGGACCGACCUGUGUGACGGAACCAGUAACGAUGGCUGCUCCGGUGGAAGAGGUAGAGGAGGAGCUAUUCCCCGCUAUCGCUAAGCCCCAACAACAAAGCGCUGCUGUCGAAACUGUCGAGAAGGAAGAAAGUGAUCUAGGUUCGAUCGAUCGGAUGUCGACCACGACUGAGGACGAUGUGAUCGUGGUGGAUAAUAUUGUGCAGCAAGAUGAUGCUCAGGAUGAGCAGUUCGCUUCGGCCGAGGAGCACAUUACGACCGAAUACCAAUCUGCAGGUUCGGAAGAGGAUGGUAUCAGUACGACGGACUUCAUUGAAAUCACGACCGGUAACUAUCGUGAAGGGGAUCGUGUGACAACCACUAGCGGCAUGGAGCAGUAUGAAAACACGGACGAGUAUUCGAACCUCGAGAAGGAAGUUGAGGAACAGUUUAAACAGCAAGAACUUGCCGAUGCCCUUUCAACUACAACUGCUGCACAGUGGGCUACCGAAAUAGCUGAAGCCAUCACCACACAGGAACGGGAACAGGAUCCAUUAGAGAACAGUGAUACUACGACAGACAUGACGCUCGAAAUUUUGUCUCCUUCAAAUAAUCCUUUCCCGACGGACCGUAGUGAGAUCACAACGAUCGCAAGAGAAAAUGAAGCAACUACGACUGACAUGGAAUUCGAUACGGAACCAAGUGACGUUGAGAAUGAGGUAGAGAUUGUGGAAUAUGAUCGUACGGUGGCACCGGACGAUGAUGCUACACAGCAAGCUGCAUCGUUGAUCCAGGAAGAAGUCACUGUCACCAGUGCUGCCGGUACUGAACGCAGCGAAGAUACAACAAUCGUACCUUCGACCGAUCGCUCAAACACGGAAUCGAACGAUGCGAAGGAAAUGACAACGACUGAGGUUAUUGAGCAGUAUCACGAUGUGCAACUGCGCCGUCAAGACUCGAAAAUUUUCGACGAGGAUGAGGUGGACGAGCUUGUGGAGAAGAGUACCACCAUGAAAGAUCGAUUCGAACCACGUGAAACGACCAGACACUCGGAGCGUGAUAACGAAAUUUUAGACACACAGUCGGUAGACACGACCACAGAAACGUUGGUACGAUUGGCUAGCCGCACGACAGCGAUGGAACCGGAAGCUCCCAUAUCAACUACGACGGUUGCAACAUCGACUGCAAGAAUACGCACUCGCGUUGAUUUGGGAGAUGGUCCAGUGUCAUUAGGGUUAAACUGUGCCAGCAGCGAACAAUGCCAACUGGCCGAUCCCUACAGCUACUGUAACGAGGAAGGACGCUGUGAUUGUUCCUACCGCACGCCGGAUGAUUCUUGCCGUGCCACCAACACCGGCUGCUCCCGAGGAACGUUCCAGUGCCGCUCGAGUGGAAUCUGCAUCAGUUGGUUCUUUGUGUGCGAUGGACGACCCGAUUGCAGUGAUGCCUCAGACGAAGAGUGCAACUUCUCGCUAAAAUCAAACAUCACACACCAACGCUCGAACAGCUGUCCCGAGCUAUCGUUCCGGUGUGAAAAAAGUGGCCGCUGUAUAUCGCGGGCCGGUAUCUGCGAUGGUAAGGCACAGUGCCCGCACGGUGAGGAUGAGGUCGGGUGCGAUUUUCGCAAGUCGCGCAAAUGUCCGGAGCACACGUUCAUGUGCCGCAGUGGUGAAUGUUUACCGGAGUACGAGUACUGUAACGCGAUCGUAUCCUGCCGGGACGGAAGUGAUGAGCCGCCGCAUCUGUGCGGUUCGCGGGCAGUGCCGAAUUUCUUCGUAAAGUUGCUGAGCGGUCCUACGGCGCGGGGCCGUAACUAUUGUCCGAUGCGUUGCGGUAAUGGACGUUGCCGAUCGACGGCAAUUGUGUGCUCUGGACGGGAUGGAUGCGGUGAUGGUAGUGAUGAGGACCGGUGUUCUGUUUGCCGAUGCCCGGCGCCCGCCUACAACAACGUCCUUGCACCGAUCGUACCGGUCGUCAUGUCAAAACCAAGGAGUAGAACGAGCCGCAUCACCGGUGGACACUGGUCACGAACAUAA